Mytilinidion resinicola is the source of this 966-nucleotide messenger RNA. RefSeq names its product aquaporin-like protein. Bases 1 to 966 code for a protein of 321 amino acids. Gene Ontology annotation, biological process: transmembrane transport. Gene Ontology annotation, cellular component: membrane. Lineage: Eukaryota; Fungi; Ascomycota; Dothideomycetes; Mytilinidiales; Mytilinidiaceae. The record is from RefSeq and is a predicted model, not a curated record. The transcript is spliced from 4 exons. Gene Ontology annotation, molecular function: channel activity.
AUGUCAACCUCACGGAAACGCGUCCACUCCCUCGAGCCCACAGGAGCCCUUGAAGCUACUAGCGAUGUCGAGCUACAGCGCUUGCAUGGAGCGGUGUCACGUCCCUUUGCAGGACGUAUUGGUGGUAACCAACAGUUCACUGUCUCUCGUGACGAUGCUCAAUUCGAAUCCAUAACCAGAAAGGCACCCGAUGCGACUGCACAUUUCUCGUGGCACGCAAGUAUCGAUCCACAGGGUUUCUCUGACCCGGAAUUAUGGAAAGAAGCAACCAUUGAAGGCGUUGGGACUGGUCUUCAGAUUUUCGUUUCUGGUCUUUACUCUCUGGGGCUGUCCUCCGCUAUUACAGAAACGUCUCUAGGCCCUUUGGUGCCUGCAGUUCUCGGAGCCAUUGCAAACACAGUCCUCAUAUCGCUUUUCAUUUUUGCCGGAGGGCCUGUUUCUGGUGGGCAUUUCAACCCUUUCAUCACUAUAUCAACGUUCUUUGGGAGGCUAGCAACCCUACCACGUACAAUCUUGUACGUUGGUUUUCAAUGUACCGGAGCUGUUAUCGGGGGUUUCCUGAUGCGCGCGGCUCUCGGUCUGCCAGCAGCCGCUCUCGAAAAGAUACCAGGAUGUUACGUUGACACUUCGCUGGUCAACGCGGGGCAAGCAUACACGUUCGAGUUCAUGACUGCUUUCGCUUUGAUAUUUGUAGCCUUUGGGGUCGGCCUCGAUCCGCGGCAACGUGUAGUCUUUGGUCCUGCUCUAUCGCCAAUUCUGGUUGGAAUCGCUCUAGGGCUUUUCACCUUUUCUACUGGGUUUGUCACAUCAGGCUACUCAGGUGCUUCGCUGAAUCCAGCCCGGUGUCUUGGUCUCAUGGCCGCAGCAGAGCGUUUUGACUACCAUUACGUGCAUUGGCUCGGAGACAUAACUGCGGCCAUUUUGAACGGAAUAAUGUACUGGUUCAUUCCAAUCUAUAAGGACUAA